This is a messenger RNA of Penicillium cataractarum, 2361 nucleotides long. Its product is annotated as putative intracellular protein transport protein (Sat1). NCBI's taxonomy places the organism in Eukaryota, Fungi, Ascomycota, Eurotiomycetes, Eurotiales, Aspergillaceae. Gene Ontology annotation, biological process: retrograde transport, endosome to Golgi. Gene Ontology annotation, cellular component: Ric1-Rgp1 guanyl-nucleotide exchange factor complex; Golgi membrane. Bases 1 to 2361 code for a protein of 786 amino acids. The transcript is spliced from 4 exons. The record is from RefSeq and is a predicted model, not a curated record.
AUGCCGUCGAACAUCCAGGUUUUUGUGAAAUGGAAAGAUCAGACAAUCUUCGCAGGAGAGAACGUGGAAUGCACAAUCACCUUUAAGAAUGUUGCAGACUCUGCUUCCGAAGCAGGUCAAGGGGGUGAAGGUGGUCAGCAUCAACGGAAGCUCUCUCGUGUCGCGAACCACACGAGUAACUCCGGCUCCGACUCGUUCUUCUCGUUGAAAUCACCCCAGGGUCUCUUUUCGGGGAGGAGAUCAUAUUCUAUCAGCUCCCAGAGGAAACCCUUCCACCGGACCGCCUCGUCAUUGAGCUCCCCGCUCGUCUCCUCGCAUAGCUUCCCGCCGACCAGCGGCCCCUCCACCCCUCGAAGUUGGCAACCCGGCCACAGUCAUAAGCGAUCAGUAUCAAUUCUGUCGAUUGAAAGCGAAGGAUAUCCUGAAAAGACACCGCCGCCGCAGAGCUAUGGCCGAACUCGACCGACUAGGGGUCAUGGACGCUCAGCAAGUCUACAGGUUGCCCCUAGGAGGAAUGACAGCUAUGACGAUACAUAUCGCAAGGUGUCGAGAGCUCCCAUACGCGGUCCUCCCCUCGCAGAAUCCCCGAACGAGUCCGCACCGUCCGCACCAGGUAACUUGAAAGUCGAUACUUCGCACCUUGGACGAGCAAGCCGGCGUGGCUCUCUUGCUACAAGCCCCGUUGCCACAAUGGAGCCAUUACGGGCCCCACCGCGAAGGACGCAGCUACCAGCUUUCGACUUCAAGUUCCUCUCCCGCCCCUCCUACCACCGAUCCAAAUACCAACCGCCCUGCCCUCUCCCCUUCUCCAAAGUCGUCCGAAAGAUUCCCUUCUCCCGGAAAGCCGACAUCAAAAGACUUGACCGCAUUGACAGCGCCGUCGCAUCAGCAGGUUACGCGAAUAAUCUCGGCUACAAGCGUGAAUGGAAGCAGCAGGAGUACCAGGCGCUACUCAUGGGCUAUGCACAGAUCAGCGCAUCGUUUACAGUGGAUGGGUCUUUGGUGAACCAGUCAGUUUUCGACGAGGUCAAACGGAAAGGUGUUGUUGGUGGUCAAGCAGGCACAGGCGGGGUGCCUGGACGGCCGAGUUCGGCGAGUGGAGAUCGGUCACGCAAAGGUGGCGGUUUCUGGGGAGCUCUUAAGUGGAACGCGAUUGAAGAGUCUAUCAAUGGACUCCUGUCGAACAAUGAGCUUGAUGGCCUGCGGGAAAUGCGCGGUGUUGCUUCGUCACGAUCUAUUCCGUUACUGUCGACCCCGCAGUCGCUUCUUUUCGUCGACCUACGAUUGGCUCCCGGUGAAGAGCAGUCGUUUUCAUUCUCUUUCGCUCUUCCCAAGGGACUCCCGGCGAGUCACAAGGGCAAGGCGAUCAAGAUUGCUUAUAAUCUGGUCAUUGGUACUCAACGGCCCAGUGGUCCUAACGAGGCUCAACGGGUGAAUCGCAUUAAUAUUCCAUUCCGCGUUUAUAGCGGCGUUAACAACAAUGGAGACGUCCUUGGCCAUGACCUGAUGUCACCGUAUGUGAUCUUGCGUGACGAAGCCAAGGUGCAAAAACUUGGACCAACAACACCCGUGACCCUCAAAAACCAAAGCAUCAGUGGACCGUGGCAUUCCGCUGGAGAAUUUCUUUCCUAUGUGGACGAAAUUCUUGAGCAGCGUGCGCGCUCAAAUUCGCUCUUCCCACCAGGGGCGCUGUCAGAGAGACGGUCAAGUUAUGAUGGCCCUCCUCCACAUGCCCUGUCUUGCAAGGAUAUAAUUGAUUUUGCCAUCCUCCGAAGCAAUCAGGCUGUACAGUCCCGACGCAGUCCCAACCGAUUCGAGAUUGCUCGUGACGGGAAACGGAUCGCCGUGGUUGUGCUCAAUCGCCCUGUCCACAGACUGGGUGAGACCGUCAUUGCCACCGUUGACUUCGGCGAUGCUGCUAUCCCAAGCUAUGCUGUGCGAGCAUCACUCGAGACCUCGGAGAAAGUAAUGCCUACAAUUGCGGUCCGGUCAACUGCAAGCAUUCACCGAACCACUCGCCGCAUCCAUGCAUCUCUAUUUGAGAACACUCUGUACGCGACUAGGGUUGUGUUCAGUCCGGCGAUUCCCAUUUCCGCCACACCCACGAUCCUAACUAGCGGCGUGACUCUGGACUGGGAUUUGCGAUUUGAGUUUGUCACGCCAAAAUCAAACGGCGAGCCCGGUCAUGGGCCGUCCGGUACUCAAUUGCUCGAGAUGACAUCCUCUGAUGAUCGUGGCAAAGUUUUGUCUGCGAUGGAGCAUUUGGGUUGUGAAUCGUUUGAGAUUUCCAUUCCCUUGACGGUAUAUGGUGAGACUGUACGUGAGCAAUUGCCGGAAGAGAACGUGGGGUAUACUAUCUAG